UCCCGAGUGUGAGAUUACAAUUUCCGAUAGCGCGUUAACGCAGCGCAGAUCUGCCUCCAUUUUGUCGGCCCGUUUCCGGGUUUCUGAGAAGGGACCGAUAAAACUGUGUCAACGGGGAGUAUGGCUCUGCUUGCGGGUCAGGAGUGCGGGUAAAGUUUUCCGUAGCGACCCGAAACUGCUAAAAAAAAGUGACUCCUGGACGCUUUCAGCAGCCUGUUUUAUGCGCUACGCUUUAGCAAAGAAGUGUAGUUGACAUAAUUUACAGCCAGCCGGACUGCGCUGACACUGACAGCUGGAAAGUAAACAGCUCGAUGCUAACCAGCUAACUGCGGCUAGCCCAGCUCUAACCGCCACUAGCUGAGCUGGUAAACCGUCGAGAGCGAGCUAACGUUAGCCGGCUAACCUGGGACUGAUUUUUGGUGGCGUUAAGUUACAUCACCAGGAUCUGCCAGCACCCUCCUGCUCCACCAGAGGACUGCCACAGCGACAACUCUCCAUUCAUGUUGUUUAGGAGGACCAGACAACCCGACCUUCUCUUCUUCGAGCCAGGGAGUCAGCGAGCGUCGUCCCAGCUGAGACGGUGAAGUCACCGGUCCUUACCCCACACAGAGAGGUGCCAACAGAGGGACAGGAUGCCGAUUCCUCCCCCUCCCCCUCCUCCCCCAGGCCCCCCGCCUCCCCCCACCUUCAGUCAGGCGAACACGACUCCUCCCAAACUGAGCUCGUCGGUGGCAAAAGGCAGAGGAGCGCUGCUGUCGGACAUCCAUAAAGGCGCCAGGCUAAAGAAGGUCGGCGUGGUCAAUGACCGGAGCGCCCCGAUUAUAGAGAAAUCUGGAGGUGGUGGCGGCGGCGGCGGAGGUGGAGGUGGAGGUGGAGGUGGAGGUGGUGGUUUUGGAGGCGGAGGACCGAUGGGAAUGGGAGGCCUUUUCCAAGGAGGUGUGCCAAAAUUACGCCCAGUUGGAGAUGGUUCAGCCGGUGGUUCGGUGGGCAGAUCUGCCCUGCGGCCCCCGGGGGCCCGACCAGCAGCCCCUCGCCCCCCCACGGGGCGCUCCAGCUCACCCUCCCCACCCGCCAAGCCGUCUCCAUCAGAGCAGCCGCGCUCCCACCGCCCGUCGCUCCCCGACAUCUCCCGCCCCAACAGCGGCUCCUCCACAGGCAGCGGGAUGAAGCACAGCACCUCGGCCCCGCCUCCUCCUCCACCCUUCAACAGAGGCGGCCGUGGCAACGCUCCACCGACCCCCAAUCAGAAAAUGUCCUCCUCAUCAUCCUCUCACAGCCGGGAGAAGCCCCUCCCACCGACCCCCAAUAGAGGCCCCGCCCCUCCCAACUCUGUGAAGCCGCCAUCAUCUUCCAGCAGACCGCCAACGGGAGGCUCUUCAGCUCCUCCACCUCCGCCACCCUACAGGCCACACUCAUCGGGCGGCGUCUCUAAUGGGCCGUCCCACGUGGACGGCGGCGGAGCUCCGGAGCUGCCACAGCGGCACAACUCCCUGCACAAAAAACACUCAUCUGGAAGCAGCAGCCAAGGUCGCAGCCACGCUCCACCCCCACCCCCGUCACCGUCUCCAUCCUCCCAGCAGGGCAGCAGACCGCCACCACCAGCCAGAGAGCCACCUGGACGCAGAGCAGCUCCCCAGGUGCCCCCUCUCGGGUCUCGUAACGGCGGUCGGGACGCCCCUCCUCCCCCGCCGCCGUACCGCGUCCACAGCUCUGGGUCCUCAGAGCCCCACAGCCGAGGAGGCAAACCGCCUCCGCCUCCCUCCUCUUCCUCCGUCACAUCAUCAUCAUCCUCCUCCUCCCGAACCCCGGCUGGACCCCCUCCACCGCCCCCGCCCAUCAGGAACGGCCACUCCUCCAUGUCCUCCUCCAAGUCCAUCAUAGAUGAUUUUGAAUCCAAGUUCAACUUCCACCCGAUUGAGGACCUUCCCCCUCCGGAGGAGUACAGGCAUUUCAACAAGAUCUACCCCAGCAAAACCAACAAGGCCAUGAUGAGAGGAGCUCCUCCAGCCCCUCCGGUGGGCAGGUGAACACACCUCAGCUCAGGACUUGAACUCUCAGUCGGCCGACUGGACGGACGGUCGGGACGGGACGGGACGGGGGAGUGGUGAAGAAGCACUCGAAUCACAAACACACUACGACACACACUCACACUCACAGAAACACAUUAACACUAAACCACCAGCUGGAAGCACAGUGGCAAAGUAAAAACACUACGUUGUGCACGACUCAGCGGUCACCUUCUGUCUUUGCACAAGAGAACAAAAACCACUCAGAGGCGAGAAAACAGACUCGACCUUUGUGACCGAGACACCUCGACUUCUCCUCUGCUGACCGGACGUGGAGGCUUCUGUUUGACACGACAUAUCAGGACCAAACACUUCCAGACCUAUGCAUUCCAUCUGUUGUUUUCAAUGCAUAUUCAUGAUGAUGAUGAUGGUGAUUUUGAACAUCUUUUGAUUUUUGUUUUGAUUUCAUUAUUUUGGUGUCAGCAUGAAAUUGUGGGGGAGAAUUUAAGACUACAAACAGAAACUGACGAUGAAUUUAUGUUCCCAGUUACACUUCCCACUGAUAAUGCCAUGAAUGUGGGGCUUAUUGACGGUUGUUAUUAUUAUUUUUAUUUUUUUUGGUUAGUUUUUGUCUAAAUCAGACAUUCCAGCAGUGCCAGGUGAAGGUGCGUUUGAAUCAUAUCUCUGUCAGUGUGCCAAAAGCGGGUGGAGUCAGAUGAACUGCACAGAGUGAAGACGGCUUCCAUACAUUCUUUAUAUAUAACUGACUGGAGAGCUGCCAAGUAGUGACAGAAACCUCGCCUGGUUGUUUAUUUCUCCAUUUGGAGUGGAACUGGUUCCUGCUUCUUCUCUUUCUGUGCUCCCCACCUUCCUUUUACUUGGGGGUGCUUAUAUUUCCAUCUUCAGGUAAUGUUGCACAGCAGCUUAAUGGAACAAGUUCACCCAAAAAAGUGAAAAUUCAGUCAUUAUGUUCUGUAACUCUGACGCUGGUGUGAAGUCAGGUGACGUCUCGUUGUUCAUGAAUUAUUUCUGGAGCUUCACAGUAAAACAUCACUGCAGCAUUCAGCUAAACGACUGAAGCGGCUGGAGACUUGAUUUCUUUUAAUGUCAUUUUUUAAGAUCGAUACGAAGAAGAACUGUUUGAAAAGCAUUUUGUCUCCUGUUGGUAGCCGGCUUUGUUUGUGUUGCACAAGUUUAAUGCUUUUAUUGUGAAGCUGCAGCAUUGGGAAAUGUUCAGUUUGCAUUAGCGCCUCAAAGAUGACGAGUGUCUGAGAGUGUUGUGUUGUUAUUAGCUUAUUAGUCGGUGGGGAAAACCUCUAAUUCAAUUACAAAUUUAUUUUGUUGAAAUGUAAUUUUCUCCUGAGGGGUCGAGCUUGUGGACCUUCAGACUCUUUAAGCUGAACGGUGUGAAUGUUGACUUGAAUCACACCUGAUGAGCUAAGCAGCCAUUUUAUGUUUCCAGUUGAUUAUUUUCCAGUCUAGAAACUGUGAAACUUCACCCGACUUUACAUCAAUAGGCAGAUGUAAACAUAUCAACUGAAUUUACAUUUUUGGGUAAACCGUUCCUUUAACUGCUACACCGAGACACUGUGCAUGAUGCUUGUUUGUGCACCUGAUCAGGAUUAUAUUCAUGUUCAUGUGACAAAAAUCCAGAGGGGUCGUCCCUCAUCGUUCCCUGAUGUGUCUGACAAACUGUCGUUGACACCGCCAGCAUCUGCAGGCCGACUCUGAAGCACGAUGUGUUGACUGGACCAGGUGUUGGACUUGGCUGCAGGUUUGCAGUGCAGAGUUGUGGACGUGUUUUUAUAAGGGAUCAUUUAUCAAGUCGGUCUGAAAGCUCAACUCUGUUCUGAAUCCAUCUCUUUACUUUUGCUGCUGGUGGACGUUGUGUUUUAGUUUUUUCUUUUGUAGAGACGGACUGUACGGCCAGAGAGAGUGUGAUGUUUAAUUGCUAUGCAAAGGAGCAGUUUGUACAGAUUGUAGUUGGUAGCAGCUAACCAAAAAAAAAACAAAAGGAAAAAAAAAAAGAAACACUUAAGUGCCAGAGAACUGUCGGAGCAGAUGGAGGAUCUUUACUACACUUUUUUCUUUAAGCUUGACUUUAAAAACACUAAUUAUAUCUCAGUCAAACUGCGAUGCCAUGCAGCAUGAAUGGACAAAAAGACGUUCAGCUCAGACUGUCAUUCCUCAGUGACGCAGCGCCUCCUGCUGGUCUUUGCCUUACACUAAACACAUCGGUUGUCACUCUCAUCGGUACCAGUGCUCUUUACUUUGUUUUGUUUGUUUUUUUAAGGUGGGUAAGAUGAUGACAACAGAGUAAAUAAGAAACGAGUUUAUUUGAAAAUGCAAUAAAUAUUGUAUAUUUACAUUAAGGAAUAUGGUAAUCAUAGUUAAUGAUCUAUUUUUAUGUUGUAAAAAGCUUGUAAUAUAGGAAAGAGAAAUGAUUAUAACGAUGUUCCAGUCGGUGAGCUUCGGUCUGAUAGAGCGGACUCUCUGUAGCACUUCUCUGGAUGUUUGGCCAAAAGGGUGAACGAGCUGAAUGGAUGUGUGAGGGUUUAUCAACGAGCCAACACGUUUCUGGGGAUCCUGUUUGUAAAGAUCGGGGAGCUGUAGUGACGACACACAGCGACAACAGCAACACUUCCAUUCUCACCUGGUCACACAGGUGACCCGACACGUUCGUCUCCUCCUGUUCUCACCUCAAACCCUGUGGUCAUUUCAUGUUAAUCAACCAUGUUUUUAUCAUUUGAAAUAAUUUCAAAUAAAUAUGUGGGAAAAAGGGUAA
Acanthopagrus latus (yellowfin seabream) is the source of this 4791-nucleotide messenger RNA. It is a transcript of the gene wipf2a, whose product is annotated as WAS/WASL interacting protein family, member 2a. Lineage: Eukaryota; Metazoa; Chordata; Actinopteri; Spariformes; Sparidae. The coding region runs from base 633 to 2027 and encodes 464 amino acids. The transcript has 8 exons. Gene Ontology annotation, molecular function: actin binding. The record is from RefSeq and is a predicted model, not a curated record.